AUGGGCCGAGACGAGGAGAUUCCUCUUCCUGCUGCAGGUGUUCACCGCCAGAUCCUGUACACGACCGUGGGGUGGUUUGUUGGUUACUACCUUGUUAAACGCACGGACUACAUUCACGCCAAGCUGGACAGAGAGCUGCUUACCUACGUCAAGCAUCACCCAGAAGACUUUAAGACAGCAGAAAAGAAAAAAAUAGGAGAGCUUUUGGAGGAGUUCUACCCAGUUCGCUGA
Molecule: messenger RNA, 231 nt
Organism: Acanthisitta chloris (rifleman)
Lineage: Eukaryota; Metazoa; Chordata; Aves; Passeriformes; Acanthisittidae
Gene: NDUFC2
Product: NADH dehydrogenase (ubiquinone) 1, subcomplex unknown, 2, 14.5kDa
Exons: 2
Coding region: 1-231 (76 amino acids)
Biological process (GO): mitochondrial electron transport, NADH to ubiquinone
Cellular component (GO): mitochondrial inner membrane
Source: RefSeq, a predicted model, not a curated record